UUAGAUUACACUUGUUCAAUGUGAGCUUUUACUAUCUCACACGUAGUCUACCGUUUGAUAAUGGAUUCAUUGAUUCCAUCCGGUUUAAUUAUGAUUCGUUCAUGAAGACGUGCGAUCUGAAUUCAAUGAGGCUUUGAUAAUUGAUUUUAAUAUCGAAUUCUCUGGCCAGAUCAUGUGGUUCGCAGGUGCUAAGGUAAUUGGGUAUAUAAAGAUAAUGGGAAUCGGGCGUUAAAUAGUUGGACUUGGUUAUCGGAUCUAUCAUUCAAUAAUCACACUUAUUUCAAAAUUCUGUCAUGAAUUUAUCGACUAUUUUAUUUCUGAUUGCCGCUGUUCUGCCGAUGUUGGCAUCAGGAAAAGUCGCCAAGGAUAGGUCAGAGUGGAAUAAUCUUUACAAUCGUAAUGGAAAGCGGGAGUGUAAAAAACCAGCGGAGUGUGCGAUUUUAUAUGGAAGAAGUGCUGAUGCUUGGGUUUGCGCAGGAUUAGGCAUAUGUGCACCUGCAGAAUCCGACGAAGAUGACGACGGCCCCGAGCGUUGGGUGUGCACAGAGGAAAAGUGCAAUAUUGACGCACCACCAGGUGUCAGGUACACUUGUAAUAAAAAUCAGCACUGCGUAGAGAUUCUUGAUUAACAAAUUGUUUAUAAUUACACAAUUAUUUCAAGAAAUAUUUCCCAAACAUUCAACAGAACAUUCUAUUUUCGAAACGAAGUACAAGUACUUAAUUAUCACGACAUGAAAAUUAAUUAAAUUGAUACGUAAUUGUUACUGUAAUUAUUUUUGGAAAUAAAAUCAAUGGAAAAUUCAUAAAUGUUGUUUUAUUGCAACAAUCAAUUGACAAUAAUUUUAUUUCUGAUUAUCAUGUACUUAUUAAUACGUGUCACAUCAAUCUUAAUAAUAAGAGGGAAAAAAUAGUGAAAGGGUUUACAGAAUUUUGUAUUUUACGGAUCAAAUCAAGAACGAGAUAAUGUGGAUUAAUUACCAAUGAUAAAUUAUUAUUUUUUUUUAAGCAUUCAAAUGGUUCUGUUGCUCCAUAAAUGGUCAAGAGUGACUAGAAGAUUCGUUGACUGAAUGCAUUCACCUGACAUCAAUUAAGACACAUUCAAUCAUCCACGAGGUAAAAAAUUCAUUUGACUGUCGAGUGGUGGAACGCGAAAUUCAUUUUAUUCUCAAACGAAUUGGUUUGGAAGAUUGGAAUUUUAAGAAAACAAUUUAAUUUUCUUUGGGAACCCCACGGAAGACGUCUCUCUGCUCUCCGAAAUUUAAAUUUAAUUUUAAAAAUUAAAAAAACCGCCGAAUUCCUCUCGCCGGACGCGUCAAACGUCAAAUAAUCGGAUUAAAAGAUCGACUCGACAUUCCACCAUUCGACGACUGAAUCAAAGUCUUAAAUUAAAUUCUUAAAGUCUUAACGAUAAAGUUCUCGAAUCAUCAAGUAUGAAAAUAAAGGCACAGCAAUGAAUGAAAGCAAUUAAAAUAAAUCUCCCACGAGG
Molecule: messenger RNA, 1486 nt
Organism: Fopius arisanus
Lineage: Eukaryota; Metazoa; Arthropoda; Insecta; Hymenoptera; Braconidae
Exons: 3
Coding region: 294-629 (111 amino acids)
Source: RefSeq, a predicted model, not a curated record